AUGGGUUCCCUCCGAUCCUCAACCCAAGUUUUUGAAACCUUCCCAAAGCCAGAUGCUUUCAUGUGGGGUGUGCUUAUGAAGUGCCUUGUGUGGAAUCACUACUUUCAAGAAGCCAUUUCACUCUAUCACAAAAUGUUGCACCAUGUAACCAGCAUGAACAGGUUUAUAUUCCCUUCCAUUUUGAGAGCUUGUUCGGGAUAUGGUGAUCUGGGUGUUGGAGGGAAGGUCCACGGGAGGAUAAUAAAAUGUGGGUUUGACUCUGAUGUGGUGAUUGAGACCUCAUUGCUUGGUUUGUAUGGAGAACUGCGUUGCUUAGAUAAUGCUCGGAAGGUGUUUUACGCAAUGCCAAUGAGAGAUGUGGUGUCGUGGAGUUCGAUUAUUUCGUGUUUAGUGGAGAAUGGAGAGGCAAGUGAAGGGCUUGAGAUGUUCCGUUGGAUGGUCUCUGAAGGUGUUGAAUCGGAUUCAGUCACAAUGCUUGGUGUAGCUGAGGCUUGUGGGGAGUUGGCAUUGUUGAGAGUAGCAAGGUCAGUACAUGGUCAUGUUGUUAGAAGGGGAAUUAAAAGUGAUGGGGCUUUAGAAAACUCUCUAAUUUCAAUGUACAGUAAAUGUGGUGACUUGCAAAGUGUGCAAAGGAUUUUUCGUAUGGUUACUCAUUGGCACACUGCAUCUUGGACUGCAAUGAUCUCCUCCUACAAUCAAGCUGGUUAUUUUUUGGAAGCACUAGACGCUUUUGUUGAGAUGCAAGAGUCUAAAGUGGAACCCAAUUCAGUAACCUUGAUGAGUGCUCUGCGGUCUUGUAUUAGGUUAGACUUGCACAAAGAAGGGAGGUCUGUUCAUUGCUUUGCUAUUAGAAACGUUCUAGACCCCGACCUUGAUUUUUUAGGAUCGGCAUUAUUCGAAUUGUACUCUGAAAUUGGGGGACUAAGCUAUUGUCAGAAACUUCUUAAUACAAUUGGAGAGAGAAAUGUGGUGUUAUGGAACACAAUUAUUUCAGGCUAUUGCCAAAAAGGCUUGUUGAGAGAGGCAUUGCUAAUCUUUGUGCAGAUGCCGACCCAAGGACUAAUGCCAGAUUCUUUCAGCAUGUCAAGUGCUCUCUCAGCUUGUGGAAAGGUGGGUUUAGUAGAACUUGGGCAUCAGAUACAUGGUCAUAUAAUCAAAAGAGGCUAUUUGGAUGAGUUUGUCUUGAAUUCACUGAUUGAUAUGUACUCAAAAUGUGGGUUUGUAGAUUCAGCAUACAUGAUAUUUGAUAAGAUUCAACACCUUGGUGUCAUAACAUGGAAUUCAAUGAUUUCCGGAUUUUCUCAAAAUGGUGACCCUGUCAUGGCGAUCAGUCUUUUUGAUAAAAUGUUCUUGAACUGUCUCGAGAUUAAUGAAGUCGCCAUUUUAAGUGUCAUUCAAGCUUGCUCCGAAUUAGGUUAUCUAGAAAAGGGAAAAUGGGUUCACCACAAGCUCAUAACAUAUGGUGUGGGGAAAGAUCUCUAUAUUGAUACAGCUCUAACUGAUAUGUAUGCCAAAUGUGGAGACCUUCGGUCUGCUCAAGUAGUAUUUGAUAUAAUGGAAGAAAGAAGUGUUGUGUCAUGGAGUGUCAUGAUUGCCGGGUACGGUAUGCAUGGCAAGAUUAAUGUUGCCAUAUCAAUCUUUACCCAAAUGCUGGAUACAGGAAUGCAACCAAAUGAGAUUACCUUCAUGAACAUUCUUUCAGCUUGCAGUCAUGCAGGAGCUGUCGAGAAAGGAAGGUUCUAUUUCAGAUCAAUGAGGGAUUUUGGCAUUGAGCCCAGCGCAGAACAUUUUGCUUGUAUAGUUGACCUUCUGAGUCGAGCUGGUGAUCUCACCGGAGCAUAUGAAAUCAUCAAAUCAAUGCCAUUCUCUGUAGAUGCCAGCAUAUGGGGCGCCCUUCUUAAUGGAUGUAGAAUCCACCAGAGGAUGGACAUGAUUAAAAGCAUUGAAACAGACCUUUUAGAUAUCAGCACAGAUGACAGUGGAUACUACACCUUAUUUUCUAACAUAUAUGCUGAAGGAGGGAACUGGGAUGAAUUUGGAAAUGUGAGAUUAAUGAUGAAAGGCAUCGGUGUGAGGAAGGUCCCUGGAUACAGUAUAAUUGAGCUGGAUAGGCAAGUUUACAGAUUUGGAGCUGGAGAUACCCCUCAUCCCCAAAUGAAGGAGAUUUACAGUUUUCUGGAGAAUUUUCAGAGUCUCACUCGCGAACAAGGGAUAACGUAG
Messenger RNA from Prunus armeniaca (apricot), 2220 nucleotides. The record is from the annotation of a GenBank genome assembly. Lineage: Eukaryota; Viridiplantae; Streptophyta; Magnoliopsida; Rosales; Rosaceae.